AUGUUCAUUCCAACAAAAGUUGAAAGUGAAGAGAAUGCAGAUAGUAGUUUUUUCCCUGGUGUUAUUCAUGUUAUGUUCAAUCUAUUAGGAAUCUCAAAAAAUCAAUUUCAAAAUUAUCAUUCAUACGAGAAUUCAUCAAAAUAUUCAUCAAUAUUCUGCUGGCUGAAUAUAUCUGGAAAGGUAAUGAAAUUUAUUACAACUCCAUACGCUCAUAUAUUUGCAACAAAGCAUUUUGGAACAGAUACUUUUGUUGGUGAUAAUGGUACAUGUCCAUCUGGUAUUGAAAUCGAGAAUAGUGGUGGUUCAGGAAUAGCUGGAAGUAGCUUGGAAGGAAGAGUAUACAUGACAGAUAUAAUGACAGGGUUAAGUCUUCAGCAAGGAGGUCAAUUUAAUCGCUUAACAGAUGCAUCAAUGGCAUUAUUGCAAGAUACAGGAAACUAUAAAGUCACAUGGUCUAUGGGUCAGCCAUUAGUAUGGGGUAAUCCAGAAUCAAUUGAUGGUAAUCCUAUAAAAGAUUUUGCAAUAGGAUCGCCUCAAAAAGUUUUCCCAUCAAACUAUUUCUUAAAUUUUAGCGCAGCAGACCAAUCAUAUACCGGUUUUGAUUACAAGUUUUAUGGUUAUGCUAGUUACAAUAAUCAAUGGAAUUGCUCGGAUUCAUCAGUAUCUAUAUACCCAAAAGUAAAAGAAUACUGUACUGGGAAAUCAUUUUUUAAUCCUAAUAAUGAAAAAUAUAUUGGAUCAUUAGGUGAAUAUGAUUUCAUGCCAAUCAUAAAUCCAAUGUACGUUUGUGGUACAGGAAAAGCUGUAAUUCCUAGUACAUUGGAAAGUUUGGAUCAUUGUGGAGAAUAUAAAUGCAAUGGUUAUACAAGUUUUACCAUUAAAAUGCCAACUGACAUGGCUGGUGGAACUAAAACGAUAACUUGUAAUUCUUCAAAUGUUGAUGUACUAAUUUCAGAGAAAAUUUAUGUAACAUCAAAUCAUACAGGGUCUUAUUAUCCAUUAAAAUACUGGUGUCCGCCACCAGAAAGAUUCUGCAGAUCAGUAAAAUUACAUGAAAUGCACUUCAAAAGUGAUCCAUUUUUAAAUUCAUCAGUGCAGUUUGAUAACGAUGAAGAGGAAGAUAUACCAUCACCCACUCCAUAUAUAACGGCAACUCCAGUUAUUCGUAUGAAAGGUAGAUCAAAUUCUCCAUUUUUGUAA
Messenger RNA from Trichomonas vaginalis G3, 1200 nucleotides. Its product is annotated as regulation of choline O-acetyltransferase protein. Bases 1 to 1200 code for a protein of 399 amino acids. Lineage: Eukaryota; Parabasalia; Trichomonadida; Trichomonadidae. Gene Ontology annotation, cellular component: cytoplasm; membrane. Gene Ontology annotation, biological process: cell adhesion; proteolysis. The record is from RefSeq and is a predicted model, not a curated record. The transcript has a single exon. Gene Ontology annotation, molecular function: metalloendopeptidase activity.